Plasmodium vinckei vinckei is the source of this 4422-nucleotide messenger RNA. Its product is annotated as conserved Plasmodium protein, unknown function. Bases 1 to 4422 code for a protein of 1473 amino acids. NCBI's taxonomy places the organism in Eukaryota, Apicomplexa, Aconoidasida, Haemosporida, Plasmodiidae. The record is from RefSeq and is a predicted model, not a curated record. The transcript has 2 exons.
AUGAAAUAUUUAAUAGUAGGGAAAGAAGUUGUUACAAAAAAUGUUCAAACAAAAAAAAGAAAUUUUUUAUAUUUUUUUAAAAUAAAUAGUUUUAGUAGUACGGGGGCUAUUAAAAAUGAUAGUAUAUUUGAUUUGAUUGCAAAAAAAAAAAAAAAUAAUAAUAUACCAUGGGAUCAGAAUAACUUUAUAAAAAAUGUAGAAGGGAACAUACUUUGUAAAAAUGAAAAAAGAAAAAGUGUAGAGUGUGAUAUAAAAAAUGAUCAAGAGAUAAGACAAGAAACAGAUAAUAUGAUUAAAAAAGGAAUAGAUAGUUGUUUAGAAUAUUCGGAAGACGAUAUUUAUAAUAAUAAGGUAUACCUUUUAAGAUAUGCAAAACAUUUAAAUGAAAAUGAUGAUAUAUAUAAAUAUCGAUUUAUUACAAAAUAUGUAAUUAAAAAUAUAACAAGAUAUUAUGAUAAUGAAAUAUUAUUUAUAUUAAAAAUAUUUGCAAAAAAAAAAUAUAAAAAUUUAAUUUUUUUACAAUGUACAAGCGAAUAUUUUUAUUGGUUAUGUAAAUUAAAUAAAGGCAAUAAAAAAAAUAUAUCCUACUAUUUAUAUUAUUGCUCCCUUUUAAAUUAUAUACCAACAUUAAAAUAUGUAGAAGAAUAUAUAAAAAUAUUUGACACCUUUAUAUCUCUAGCUAAUUUAAAUCAACAAACAACCACCAACAAUUUACACACUUCUCUUAAUCCAUAUUUCAAAAAAUUUUCAACUAGUACUACACAGUUUGUAUAUGGAAGAAUGGUUGAAGAAGAAACAGACAAUUAUCAUAAAGACGUAAAAUAUAUUAUAUAUGUUGUACAUUUUUUAAAUAAAGCAAAUAUAAAAAAUGAAAUAUAUAAUAGGUUGUUAGACAUGUGUUGUUAUUAUGCUACCCACUUGACAUUACAUAAAAGUUUUUUAUUAUUGAAUGUGGUUAUUGUAAAUAUAGAGAAUAAUAUUUAUAAUUUUUCAAAUAUAAUUAAAAAUAUUCAUAAAAAUAUAGAAAGACAUAUAAAUAUAAUGGAUCAAUCUUAUUUUAUAAAAUAUAUAAAUAUAUUAUUAUAUAAUAAUAUAAAAAUAGAAAAUAGUUUUUUUUUAUUUAUUAAAAAAUAUAUGGAAAAAUAUCAAACCGAUUUAUCAGCUAAAUCUAUACUAGCUAUUUUAAAAAUAAAAAAAAAAAAAAAUUUUAAAGACACAAACAUUUUAAAAAGUAUUUUAACUAUUGUUAUUAAAUCUUUUUAUCAAUAUACUUAUGAUAAUAUAUUAUACAUUAUAAAAGUAUUAACUUUUUUCAACCAUUUUGAUGAAACUUUUUUUAAUUUUAUUUUUGACAAAUAUAUUCAAAUCAAUUAUUUAACUCCCUACCAAACAAAAAAUGGAUCUACAACUCCUUAUCAGUCACAACCCAUUGCGUAUGCUAGUUUGGAAAAAGGACACUCACAAAUAAGUGACAACCAUAACUCAGCCUUUGAUCAUAAAAAUGUAAGUUCGCAAAAGGUGUCGUAUGACAAGUUAGGAGACACCUAUAUAACAGUUCAAGACAAAAAAAGUGAAAAAAAAAUAAACAGCUUAUCACAUUUACCACUACAUUUAAAUAUCCAAGAAACAAGACUAAAAAUAAAUCCUUUAAAUAUUGUUAAUAAUGAAAUAGUGAGUCAGAAUAAAAUGAAAAGUAAUAUCCCAUUCAAUUUUGAAUAUAUAGACAUGUAUAUAACCCUAUUUAUAUAUAUGGGAAAAUGUUAUUACCGUGAUAUUUUUAAAUUAAAUGAAUUGUCUCGAAGAAUUAAAUUUUAUUUGCUUUAUUCAAAAGUGUCUAAAUAUAAUAAUCGAUUAGAAAAAAAUAAUAUACAAAUUUUAAAAAAAAAAGAAAAUCAAUAUAUUGGCUUUUUUCAUAUCAUAAACAAAAUUAAAGAGAAUGCAAAUUCAAAUUUAAAGCUUGUAGACAAAACAAAAGGAUCAAUUUCAUUGCCCAUCAUACAUACAGAAAAAACUACUAAAUUAUCUCGUCAACCUUGUAAAGAACUCAACAAAUAUUCGACACGAUCUAAUGAUUAUAAACAGUCUAAUAAACUAACUAAAGAAAAAACUAAAGGAUGUCUCCAUUUUAGUUAUAGAGAAAUAGAAAAAAAUCGUUUGGAAAAUUUAAAAAAAAAAAAAAAAAAUAAUAAUGAUACUACAAAUAAGCCAAUUCCUAAUACUAAAUAUAUGAAUGUACAAUGUUUUAAGGAAAGUAAAAUUAGAAUACCAAAUGAAGUUAAUCAUGAUUUAACAAAAGAAUUAUAUAAUAAAAACAAAAAGAAAAAUAAUAUGUGGAACAAUUUUAUAUUAAAAUAUUUUUACGGUUUUCAUCCUGCCUUUAUCCGUCUCUACAAUAGAAAGCUGUUCAGCAGGCACUUCAACGAACUAUAUAAAAGUGAAAAAUAUACGGAGAAAUCAGUUUGCAGUGGUGUUGCUAAAAAUCGGAGUAAAAAAAAUAUACAAGAUAAAAGAGGAUCAAGUAUGAAAAAGUAUAAAAAAAUAAAAAUUUUAAAAGGUGUGUGCAUGGUAAAAUAUAAAAAUAUAUUUAAAAAUAAAUCAAAUAUUAUAUCGAAUUAUAUAAAUAAAAUGUAUGAGUGCAAACCUGACGAUUCAGAAAAAUAUACAGGGAUACUUGACAUGAUUUCAAAAUCUAAUCAAAUUCAUGUUGAUGAUUUUAUGUUUAUGAAUAAUGAAAAUGAGCAAAAUGAAUUUAAUAAUAUGUCAAUAUAUAAAAGAAAAAUAAUAAACAAAUACAACAGUCUUAUUUAUAAUAGUAUUAAAAGUGUACGUAAAGAAUAUUUAGAAAAUCAAAUUGAAAAUAAUAAAACAUAUGAUAGUGAAAAUAUAAAUUGUAGUAAAAAUUAUAUAAUUAAAUGGGUUUACAGAUUUAUAAAUAAUUUUUACAUUUUUAAUGAGAAUAAAAAAAUUGAAAUAAAAGAUAGAGAUAUUCAAAAAGUGGCUACCUAUUUGUCUAACCAUUACACUGAAAAGUUUCUACAUACCAAUAGUAGUAUUAAUGAAAAAAUAAAAAUAAGUUUGAAAAAUAUUUCUUUAUUUUCAUCUUCUUUAACAAAUCUAUAUUUUUAUGAUAAAGACUUUCUUGAUGUAAUAAUAAAUGAAGUUUUAUUUUUGAUCAACAUAUUUUAUAAUUUACAAAAACAAGAAUGUCAAAUAAAAAAGUCAGACCAAAUUAUCAAUGAUAUUGACAAGGAAAACUGGUUUGUAACCCAUUUUGUAGAUAUAUAUAAAUUUUUAAUAAUAUGUUUACAAACAAAUAAUUUUAUAAAAAACAUUUUAGAAGCAGAUCAACGAUAUCAAACAUUGGAACAGUUGAUAAAAAUUUACACACAUAAUUAUUAUACUUACAAUUUAAAUUGUGUUGUAAAUAUUUGUAGAUAUAAUAUUGAUACUACUUAUAUAAGUUGCAACGCUAAAAAUGUUGAAAAUUAUAUUAACAAUAUGAACAACAAUAAUUAUAAAGAUGAAUUAUCAGAUUUAGUUUAUUUUUAUACAACUUAUUUUGAUCUCUCAAUAUUUGUUAAUUCGGUUUAUCUCUUUAGUAAACUAUUAUUUAUAAGUAUUCAUAAUAAUUAUUAUAAACAAUUUAAUAAAAUAUAUGGUGAUUGUCUAAAUAAAUUUGCAUAUAAAAUAUCGGAAGCAUAUUUGAGUCAUCUACACAUUACACAAGUUAACAAUUUAAAGAAUAUAUCAUCAAGCCAAUUGCCACUCCAAUCUUAUUCGUACAAUAAUAAUUUAAAUACAUAUUUUACAUGCAUUAAUUUUUAUAUUACUUUUAUGGCUCACCAAUUUUGGAAUUUAGAGGGGAUCAGAAAAGAGGAAUUAAAGGAUACCACUUUACAAAUAGAACACAAUAAUUAUGAUGAACAAGUAUGUGAAUUUAAUUUUGGAAGAGAAAAUAUGGAUGAUCCUAUAAUUACUAAUACGACUACAACAUUUGCUAACAAACACAAUGUCCUAAAACAUGAUGGAAGUAAAAAUGAAGAAAUAAAAAAUAUUUCUCAUAUAUAUAAAACAUUAAAUAUAUUUUUUAAAUAUAUAAAAUUUGUAAGGAAUAAUAAUUUUUUAAUUGACCCAAAUAGUUGCAACAAAUAUUUUUAUCACGUUAUUCAAUUUUAUUAUCUUUUUAAAACCCAAUUUAGAAAAAUGAAAAUAGAUUAUAUAAAUGAACAAAAUUACCAUCAAAUAUUUCCUUUAUUUUUUAUAAAAAUAUUGAAUAAAAAAAAUAUUAAAGAAAUAUCAAUAAGUCAAUCUUUUUUUAUGGAAAAUGAUCUAAAAAAAUGUUUACCAAAUCAAGAUAACUAUUUUAAAAAUGACUUUAUUUACAAUUAUUUCUAUACCUUUUUUUUCAAAGAAAAAGAAUAA